Messenger RNA from Phodopus roborovskii (desert hamster), 602 nucleotides. RefSeq names its product phospholipase A2 group IIC (gene Pla2g2c). NCBI's taxonomy places the organism in Eukaryota, Metazoa, Chordata, Mammalia, Rodentia, Cricetidae. Gene Ontology annotation, biological process: arachidonate secretion; lipid catabolic process; fatty acid biosynthetic process. The record is from RefSeq and is a predicted model, not a curated record. Gene Ontology annotation, molecular function: signaling receptor binding; phospholipid binding; calcium ion binding.
AUGAUUGGCCAGAAGCCUGGCACCCCGGACCUCCUGGUCUCCUCAGGAACGAAGGUCAUUGCUAUAUUCAUUAUCUUCAUCUUCUGCUGGAUAACCUCCACCCUCAGCAGCUUCCGGCAGUUCCAGAGGAUGGUCAAACACAUCACAGGGCGCAGUGCCUUCUUCUCCAAUUACAGAUACGGCUGCUACUGUGGGCUUGGAGACAGAGGGAUCCCUGUGGGCACCACAGACAGGAGCGGGACACUGCACAGGAGGAAAGAGGGAAUCAUGGAGUGUCCACUCAAAGGAGCAUGCCCUGGAGCUGAGGGCGUGGGCAUGCGGGGGCAAGUCUGGCUCAAAGAGCUUGAAGGCGAUGGAUGCCCCUGGGUGGCAGCUGCCUGUGAGUGUGACAAGCAGUCUGUGCACUGCUUCAAGGAGACGAACAUCUACGAGAAAGCUUUCGAGCAGGUCUUCCUCAGCAGGCCCCACUGUGGCAGACACAAACUCCGGUGCUAGCAAAGCCACUGUCCCUCUGUCACAUGGCACCUGCUCUAGUGGUAUGGCCCUUCUGGAAAGCUGCCUUGGACCAUCUCUGACAGCCCCCAGGCUCCUGCAUCUCGGCA